CUCAGCAUGAGUCGAGGUCGAGGUGGCUGGAGGAAGAGAGCUGGUGACAGUGAUGGUUGGGGUAGCAUGGGCGGGUACAUGGCGGCCAAGGUGAGCAAGCUGGAGGAGCAGUUCAGACUGGAUGCCCCCAGGGAGAAGCAGAAGGAAGGCUUGGGCUCCAACAUCUUCAGGGGUGUUGCCAUCUAUGUCAAUGGAUACACAGACCCCGCUGCAGACGAGCUGCGCAGGCUGAUGAUGCUGCACGGCGGACAGUUCCACGUGUACUACUCCCGCUCCAAGACCACCCACAUCAUCGCCACCAACCUGCCCAACAGCAAGAUCCAGGAGCUGAGGGGGGAGAAGGUGGUGAGGCCAGACUGGAUCACUGACAGCAUCAAGGCAGGGCGACUCCUCUCGUACCUUCAGUACCAGCUGUAUUCCAAGCAGAGGGGACUGAACUUCCCUAUAACCUGUAUGCCUCAGACCCAGGAGCCAGCUGGGCCCAGUCACUUUACCAGCCAUUCCCGUCACGCCCACAGGGAGCUGGGCCACGCCCACCCUGCAGAUUGGGAGCUGGGCCACUCCUAUCCUGCCAACCGGGAGCCUGCCCACACCCACUCUGCCAACCAGGAUCUGGGCCAAACCUACCCUUUCAAUCAGAAGCUGGGACACGCCCACCCUUCCAGCCAGGAGCUAGGCCACACCCAUGCUGCUGAUGAAGAUCUGGGCCAUGCCCACCCUGACAACCGGAAAAUGGGCCACGCCCACAAUGCCAACCAGGAUCUGGGCCAUGCCCACCCUGCCAAUCGGGUUCUGGGCCAUGCCCACCCUGCCAACCGGGAUCUAGACCAUGCCCACUCUGCCAACCGGGAUCUGUGCCAUGCCCACCCUACCAAACGGGAUCUGAGCCACACCCACCCUGCUAAUCGGGAGUUGGGCCACACCCACCCUGCCAACCAGGAGCUAGGCCACACCCACCCAGCCAACCUGGAGCUGGGCUUUAGACUGAAUGGGUCACUGCAGACUUGGCCAAACCUGCCAGAGAGCCCCAAAAUGAAUGGGGUACAGGGCAAGGAUAGUGAACCCCCUGAUCAUCAUCCUUGCUCCUCCCCCUGGGUGUCCACAGGGCAGCCCCUGACCAAUGGACACGCCCACCCUGCAAAUGGUGCCUUAAAACCCCUGGACUUAGCACUGCACUCAGGACGGUACCCCUUGGGCAAGCGUCAGCACCAGCUGCCCCAGCUUCAGUUCUUACCUCUGGAGUGCAAGGACAAGAUGGUGCCUGAUGGUCCACAUGCCCCUUCCUCUCAGCACCCCAAUUCCAAGCCUGGCCUCCAUCAGAGUCCUGAGAGGCAGACACCCACCUCCCAGGCAUCCAGCUCCCCCAAGCCACCAUCUCCACAGCCCAAAACCCGCCAGGUAUCGCCCAGCACUCAGCAACCCACCCACCAGCUGCCGGCAAACCAGAAGGACGCUACAGCUGUGAAAGCCCUGCCCCCGGCCACACCUCCUCCCCCUGCCCCCCGGUCACCCUGCGCUGGAAAGCCCAGCCCCCGUGCAGCCAUCUCCCCCCCACCUGGCAGAGUUCGGCUGAAUGGCACCUACCGGGCCCCCCCGCAGGCCCCCACCCUGCCUGCGGCCCUGGCCACCACGGAUCAUAGUGCCGCCACGGAUCAUGGCGCCGCCACGGAUCAUAGCGUCGCCGCGGCCAAGCCGGCACCCCUCCCCGCCAGGGGGAACAUCAUCUCGGAGUUCUACUCCCACUCCCGGCUCCACCACAUCUCCACCUGGAGGAGUGAGUUCUCUGAGUACGUCAGCUCACUGCAGCAUCGCCGGCGAGCACAGGGGGGCACCGUCUUCCCUGGGAAGGAGCGGCUGAGACGGCACCACGCGGCCCGCGGCGCAGGCUGUGUGGCCUCAGCCAGCCCUCAGAAUCGUCAGCCCUGCAUCCUGCACGUGGACAUGGAUUGCUUCUUUGUCUCCGUGGGGAUCAGAUACCGGCUGGAGCUCAAGGGGAAACCUGUCGCCGUGACAAGUAACCGAGGGCCAGGCCAAGUUGCCCAGCGACCUGGGAGCAACCCCCAAAUGGAGCUUCAGUUUUACCAGAGGCGACAGGCCCAAGGCAGAGGGGGGAAGAGAGAUAUUGACCUGGAGGCGACACCCUUGGUGGACAGUCCCAAAGCCCACAGCAAUGGGGUGGACCAGGAUGCAAAAGCCCUCUCCAUGGCUGAGAUCGCUUCCUGCAGCUACGAGGCCAGGCAGGCGGGCGUGAGGAAUGGGAUGUUUUUUGGCCAGGCAAAACAACUGUGCCCAGAACUGCAGGCUGUGCCCUACGACUUCCAGGCCUACAAAGAGGUGGCGCUGGCCAUGUACGAGACGCUAGCCAGCUACACCCACAACAUCGAGGCCUUGAGCUGUGAUGAGGCCCUGAUGGAUGCCACCAGCCUGCUGUCCGAGCUGGGCGUGUCACCUGACGAGCUGGCCAGCGCCAUCCGGGAGGAUGUGAGGGAGAGAACGGGCUGCCCCGCCUCUGUGGGCAUGGGCUCAAACAUUCUGCUGGCCAGGAUGGCGACCCGCAAGGCAAAGCCAGACGGUCAGUACUACCUAAAGACUGAGGAAGUGGACGACUUCAUCAGGGAUCAGUCUGUCACAAGUCUGCCAGGUGUGGGACGGUCGAUGGGGUACAAGCUGGCCUCCCUGGGGGUGCGGACCUGUGGGGACCUGCAGCAGGUGUCCAUGUCCCGCCUGCAGAAGGAGUUUGGACCCCGCACAGGCCAGACGCUGUUCAGGUUCUGCCGUGGCCUGGACGACCGGCCAGUGAGGAGCGAGAGGGAGAGGAAGUCCGUGUCAGCGGAGAUGAACUAUGGAAUCCGAUUCACGCAGGUGGAGGAGGCAGAGUCGUUCCUGACCAACCUGGCCCUGGAGGUAGAGCGUCGGCUGCAGGCGGCGGGGCUCUGGGGGCGCAGGCUCACCCUCAAGGUCAUGGUGAGAAAGCCGGGGGCCCCCGUGGAGCCCGCCAAGUUCGGGGGCCACGGCAUCUGCGACAACCUGGCCAGGACAGUGACUCUGGAGCGUCCCACUGACAACGCCCAGCUGAUCGCCGCUGAGGGCAUCAAGCUCUUCCACUCGCUGAAGCUGAAUGUGGCCGACCUGAGGGGGGUGGGCAUGCAGGUGCAGCAGCUGGUCGGGGCUCACGGUACCCCCCAGGACCCCCCCGGCGCGCUGGCCCCUCGCCACCGCUCUGUCAUAGACAUGCUUCUGGUCCAGCGCACCGCCCCUCCCACCAGUCCGAGACAGCUCAUGACACCAGGUCUACCCAGUGCCCCUGCUUCAGAUGGGAUGUCCAAUCAGAGCAGGAGCUCACCUGUCAGAGUCCCGCUGGCCCCUGCUGACUCCAUCCCCUCCUCCACUGCGGAGCCAAUGCCCGGGACGAGCAAAGGAGAGCCCCCUCCUCGAUAUAAUGGGGGUCUGCAUACCCCAAAACACACCAGGACACGCCUCAACCUCAGCAUCGAGGUGCCUUCCCCCUCACAGGUGGAUCGCUCCGUGCUGGACGCCCUGCCGGCGGAGCUGAGGGAGCAGGUGGAGCAGUCGUGGAGCAGGAAGGACGAGCCGCCCCGCAGCCCAGCGCCCGCCCCUCCACCUCUUGGCACACUAGUCCUGCAGGUCCCAGAUCAGCCAGGGCAGGGUGGGUCGGCUGGCAUCGUACUGGCACUGCCUGACUUCUCCCAGGUGGACCCAGAGGUGUUCCAAGCCUUGCCUCCAGAGCUCCAAGAAGAGUUGCGCUCAGCAUACAGAUACAACGAGAGCACUCUCUCCCACAGCACUAUGGCAGUGGCCAGGAACCCUCUGCUGCAGCUGAAGCAGCCUGUUGUUGGCCGAACAAAGCGGCGCUACAAGAAGAACGCAAGUCCUGCCAAAAAGGGCCCCAGCCCCCUGAAAAACCGUCUCCACGGAAACAGUCCUGCCAAAAGCAGUCCCGCCAUACUUUUCCCACACAUGCUCAAACACGAGGAUGCACCUGCCAUUGCUCUGAAGCUCGACCAUGGAUUACAAGACAUCCAGCUUGAAGUGCCCAAAAUCACACCCCGCCCUGGUCCAACCCUAGCCGGUGCCUGUGAGCUCUCAGACAUCCGAACCCUGCUAAAGGAAUGGGUCACUACUAUUGCAGAGCCCAUGGAGGAAGACAUUCUGCAGGUGGUAAAGUACUGCAGUGAGCUGGUGGAAGACCGAGACCUGGAGAGACUUGACCUCGUCAUCAAAUACAUGAAAAGGCUGAUGCAGCAGUCGGUGGAUUCGGUGUGGAACAUGGCUUUCGAUUUUAUCCUGGACAACGUGCAGGUGGUGGUGCAGCAGACCUACGGCAGCACGCUCAAGAUCACGUAGGAGGAGCCCCCUGCCUCGCCCGCCCACUCUGCUGUUACGCACUAAAUCUCGGAAGAGAGGAGGACACUCCUCUUGAGACACUUGCAGACAAUUCUUAGAGGGGUACUGGGCAGGAGAGAACCUAUGCCAGUUUUACCAGUUGACACGUUGUAUUGCAUUGAACGGUGGGUGCAGUGUCCUGUGCUCCAGACGGAGCUGAGUGAGGCUGGAAGGUGCAAACUGUGAGUGGCUUGGACAGUCAGGCUCCCCUUGUCUGUCUCACUAUUCGCUAUGCCAUAUCCGCCUGUACAGUAUUUGCAAAACAGCAUGGCCGUUUAACAUAUCCGA
Messenger RNA from Megalops cyprinoides (Indo-Pacific tarpon), 4692 nucleotides. Its product is annotated as DNA repair protein REV1-like. Bases 7 to 4365 code for a protein of 1452 amino acids. Gene Ontology annotation, biological process: error-prone translesion synthesis; error-free translesion synthesis. NCBI's taxonomy places the organism in Eukaryota, Metazoa, Chordata, Actinopteri, Elopiformes, Megalopidae. The record is from RefSeq and is a predicted model, not a curated record. Gene Ontology annotation, molecular function: damaged DNA binding; DNA-directed DNA polymerase activity; deoxycytidyl transferase activity. The transcript is spliced from 21 exons. Gene Ontology annotation, cellular component: nucleus.